AUGUCUGCCAUUCUUCUAUUCUGCACCGCCGAGGUCCCCGGAAGGGUCAUCGAGAAGCUCAUGGCCGAGUGCGCCAUCCCCGAAAACGCCGACAACAUGUUCAGCCUCGUCCGCACGCCCGACCAGGCGUCCCUCGACGAGUGGGCGACCUCGCCGCCCAUCGCCGACUUCGCCACCGGCUUCGCCUCUGCCCCCGACGCCCAGCUGCGCGCCCUCGUCGAGCCGCUCAUCAAGCGGUCCACCGGCGGCGCCUCCACCAGCCUCGCCGGCGACUGGCUCGCCGUCCUCGACGACAAGUCCGAGGAGCAGGGCGCCGUGGUGCUGCACUACUCGUACGCGCUGGAGGACUGGGACGAGCAGCCGAUCGUCGGGCCGGCCGAGGUGGUCGACGGGACCAUCUGGUGGAAGUGGCGUGUGCCGUUCAAGGCGGCCUGGACGCUGUGGAACGCGGUGGACAGCUGCGGGUAUGACGGCAUCGAGCUGUACUCGCGCGAGGAGUAUCGCGAUGCGGAGGGCGUGCUGCAGACGGAGAUCCCGGACAAGAUCCUGGCGGGCGAGAUGGCGGACCCGAAGCAGGACGAGGACGAGGACGAGGAGGACGAGUAG
Molecule: messenger RNA, 606 nt
Organism: Cordyceps fumosorosea ARSEF 2679
Lineage: Eukaryota; Fungi; Ascomycota; Sordariomycetes; Hypocreales; Cordycipitaceae
Exons: 2
Coding region: 1-606 (201 amino acids)
Source: RefSeq, a predicted model, not a curated record